Meriones unguiculatus (Mongolian gerbil) is the source of this 889-nucleotide messenger RNA. It is a transcript of the gene Park7, whose product is annotated as Parkinsonism associated deglycase. Gene Ontology annotation, molecular function: protein deglycase activity. Gene Ontology annotation, biological process: protein deglycation, glyoxal removal; guanine deglycation, glyoxal removal. The transcript has 7 exons. The coding region runs from base 156 to 695 and encodes 179 amino acids. Gene Ontology annotation, cellular component: cytosol; nucleus. The record is from RefSeq and is a predicted model, not a curated record. NCBI's taxonomy places the organism in Eukaryota, Metazoa, Chordata, Mammalia, Rodentia, Muridae.
CGGACGCGGAGGGGUGUGCGCAGCCUCGGCGCGGGCGGCGCGCAUGCGUGCUGUCUGCGACGCCGCGCGACUUGCCCGGCUUCGUGAUUGCGACGGUAGUAGCCGAGGCUUCGCGCGGGCGGAGGAGGCGCGGGAGCAGUCUUUAAGAAACAGAUAUGGCUUCCAAAAGAGCUCUGAUCAUCCUGGCCAAAGGAGCAGAGGAGAUUGAGACGGUGGUUCCUGUGGAUAUCAUGCGGCGAGCUGGGAUUAAUGUCACCGUUGCAGGUUUGACUGGGAAAGACCCUGUGCAGUGUAGCCGUGAUGUCGUGAUUUGUCCCGAUACCAGCCUUGAAGAAGCAAGAAAGCAGGGACCGUACGAUGUGGUGGUUCUUCCAGGAGGAAAUCUGGGUGCCCAGAACUUAUCUGAGUCGGCCAUGGUGAAGGAGGUCCUGAAGGAGCAAGAGAGCAGGAAGGGCCUCAUAGCUGCCAUCUGCGCAGGUCCCACAGUUCUGAUGGCUCAUGAAAUAGGUUUCGGAAGCAAGAUUACAGCACACCCACUGACAAAAGACAAAAUGACGAAUGUCACUACAGCUACUCAGAGAACCGCGUGGAGAGGGACGGCCAGAUCCUCACCAGCCGAGGGCCUGGCACCAGCUUCGAGUUUGCACUGGCCAUUGUGGAAGCACUCAGCGGCAAGGACAUGGUUGACCAAGUAAAGGUGCCCCUCCUGCUCAAAGAUUAAUGCCUGACCCUGGACCCCGAGGCUGAGGCCAUGGGAAGCACAGUGAGCCCAGGAGCCAGCGAACCUGGGGACGUGCAGUGUGUGACGUGGCUGAGACACAGGGACCUCACCCUGAAGCCUGGGUCUGAACCUUGCUAGUAGAAUAAACAGCUCACCAAGCUCCUGGCA